CUAAACCCGGAAGUGGGGGAGGAACUUCGGAGCGGUAGCCAGGUUACUGGGAGGCGGAGCCGCCGAGCUCGCUGUGGCCCGGAUGUUCGGUGCAGCUGCCAGAUCCGCUGGUCUAGUGCUUCUGGAAAAAAACCUUCAGGCGGCCCAUGGAUGUUACUAUACUGGCAUUUGUUUUUAAAAAGCUGUCGAUAUCCAACCAGCAUGCCUUGGACUUUAUUGUGGGAAGACCCUAUUAUUUAAAAAUGGCUCAACUGAAAUAUAUGGAGAAUGUGGGGUAUGCCCAAGAGGACAGAGAACAAAUGCACAGAAAUAUUGUCAGCCUUGCACAGAAUCUCCUGAACUUUAUGAUUGGCUCUAUCUUGGAUUUAUGGCAAUGCUUCCUCUGGUUUUACAUUGGUUCUUCAUUGAAUGGUACUCGGGGAAAAAGAGUUCCAGUGCACUUUUCCAACACAUCACUGCAUUAUUUGAAUGCAGCAUGGCAGCUAUUAUCACCUUACUUGUGAGUGAUCCCGUUGGUGUUCUUUAUAUUCGGUCAUGCCGAGUAUUGAUGCUUUCUGACUGGUACACGAUGCUUUACAACCCAAGUCCAGAUUACGUUACCACAGUGCACUGUACUCAUGAAGCCGUCUACCCACUAUACACCAUUGUAUUUAUCUAUUAUGCAUUCUGCUUGGUAUUAAUGAUGCUGCUCCGACCUCUUCUGGUGAAGAAGAUUGCAUGUGGGUUAGGGAAGUCUGAUCGAUUUAAAAGUAUUUAUGCUGCACUUUACUUCUUCCCAAUUUUGACUGUGCUUCAGGCAGUUGGUGGAGGCCUUUUAUAUUACGCCUUCCCAUACAUUAUAUUAGUGUUAUCUUUGGUUACUCUGGCUGUAUACAUGUCUGCUUCUGAAAUAGAGAACUGCUAUGAUCUUCUGGUCAGAAAGAAAAGACUUAUUGUUCUCUUCAGCCACUGGUUACUUCAUGCCUAUGGAAUAAUCUCCAUUUCCAGAGUGGAUAAACUUGAGCAAGAUUUGCCCCUUUUGGCUUUGGUACCUACACCAGCCCUUUUUUACUUGUUCACUGCAAAAUUUACUGAACCUUCACGGAUACUCUCAGAAGGAGCCAAUGGACACUGAGUGUAGACAUGUGAAAUGCCAAAAACCUAAGAAGUGCUCCUAAUAAAAAAGUAAAUCAGUCUUAACAUUGUAUGAGAACUAUUCUGUCAUAUAUGGGAAUAAGAUUGUCAGUAUAUCUUAAUGUUUCGGUUUGUUUUUGUUUUGCUUAUGGUUAGACUUACAGACUUGGAAAAUGCAAAACCCCAUAAUACUCUGUUAUACAGGGUAAUAUUAUCUGCUACACUGGAAGCCCACUAGGAAGCCCUUGCUUCUCUCAACAGUUCAGCUGUUCUUUAGAGCAAAAUCAUGUUUCUGUGUACCUAGCAAUGUGUUCCAUUUUAUGAAGAAAAACUUCAACACAUGUAAUCUGCACUCCUUAACAGUGGCAUAAUUGUGCAUACCUGUUGUGUUUCAGUUUGUUUUUCACCUAUAAUGAAUUGUAAAGACAAACAUACUUGUGGGGUCUGAUGGCAAACAUGGAAAUGAUGUAUAUUGUUUUUUGUUAUCUGUUUAUUUCCACCAAUACAGUAUUUUGAUGUAUUGCAAAAAUAGAUAAUAAUUUAUAUAACAUGUUUUCUGUUUAUAGACUGGUUCAAGACUUGUUUGGAUUAUUGUUCCUGUAAAGAAAACAAUAAUAAAAAGCUUAACUACAUAAAAUUUCAAUGUUUUGACACUUAAUUAUUGUUUGUCACAAUAGUAUGGAAGUAAUUCAAACUGGUAAAUAGUUUCCUCUCAUAUCUCGGGUAUGUAUACAUAGAAUACUUUAUUGAUCCAGAGAUACUUUUUAUUUCACGUUGUGACAUCUCUGAAUUAGGAUGCAUCUUACAACUGAUGGCUUAUUAGAUUUAUGAAAUACAGAAGAUACACAAUAUAAAAAGGGUUUUCCUGUGGUUGGUUUGUGGUUUGUGAUAGGUUUUCUGUGAUGUUUAUGCUUUGAAGGCCUUGAGACUUAUGGUCGCAACCAUGGAAGCAAAAUGAAAUUUUUAGCUCUUAACCUAACAACCUGACCAUGUUUGUCCAUUUUUAUUGUUUAGAAUUUUAUUUAUUUAUUCUGCUACUUGGUGGAGGUUGUGUGAGUUAGUUAAAUUUUAAAUGUUUAAGACUUCUGUUAACAGCUGCAAAAUGUGAAAGCGAGUGCACUCACUUUUCCUGUAGUUGUGUUUGUCUUUUGAAUUCACAGCAGUUGUAUCCUUGAGUUAUUUUGUUCAUUAUUCUUUGUUAAUGUAUUUUUCUUAGUACAUUUAACCACUGGGAAAUGAACUCUUGGUACGAAUGUGUUUCUUCUUUUCUGUAGGAAUAAAAAAUAAAUGUAAAAAUUCUAUUUGUACUGCACA
Messenger RNA from Piliocolobus tephrosceles (Ugandan red Colobus), 2427 nucleotides. It is a transcript of the gene JKAMP, whose product is annotated as JNK1/MAPK8 associated membrane protein. The record is from RefSeq and is a predicted model, not a curated record. Bases 368 to 1114 code for a protein of 248 amino acids. Lineage: Eukaryota; Metazoa; Chordata; Mammalia; Primates; Cercopithecidae. The transcript has 7 exons. Gene Ontology annotation, molecular function: ubiquitin protein ligase binding. Gene Ontology annotation, biological process: response to unfolded protein; ERAD pathway. Gene Ontology annotation, cellular component: membrane.